Messenger RNA from Caenorhabditis remanei, 939 nucleotides. RefSeq lists its product as uncharacterized. The transcript has 6 exons. The coding region runs from base 1 to 939 and encodes 312 amino acids. NCBI's taxonomy places the organism in Eukaryota, Metazoa, Nematoda, Chromadorea, Rhabditida, Rhabditidae. The record is from RefSeq and is a predicted model, not a curated record.
AUGGCUUCACCUAGAAUCAUAGUUUCCACUACUUUGCUUCAAUUUUAUCGGGACAAAGUAUCUACCAAAGCGAUUGAUGUGAGCGUCACUGUUUCCGGUUUGCAUGUUAAAGUCCGUCACAACUUGCCCUCCUGCUUUACUGUUGAUUUUUCCUCAGGGCAAUCUGUAUCACCAAAAAAAGUACUCAUCACCUUCAACCCAUCAAUUGCUUUUGAAAUGCCACAGGAACAUUUGCAAAUUCAGUUCAUUGAUUAUUUUGAUUAUUUAUCGACCGGAAAAUUAAACUACGUAACCAAUUCAGUGACAGUCUUUAUUAAAAUUUUGGAACCAAAAACAAAACCAAACAAGAUAAAUCAUUUGCUCUCCGAACAACUGGAAUGCAGGAUUUGUUUGCGGGAGUUUUCGGAAGACGAUGAGAACUUGACCCCACGAAUUCUUACCAGAUGCGGCCAUACGCUGUGCUUCAAAUGUUGCUCGUCUCUUCCAGGAUUGUGGGGUACUGCGUGUCCGUUUGAUACAUUGAUCACUCCUUUGACCCCUCAAGAGCUGCCGAAGAAUCGUAUUGUCAUUGAUAUGUUAAGAGAGCUCAAGACAUCAGCACUUGCAAUCAGUGAAAUUCCAUCGAAUUCCAAUUGCUAUGAAAACGGGCACGAAUCUGUUCCGGUUGCAGUUUCACAAGUCACCAUCGCUCCUCCAAAGUGUCAGAUUCAUCUUGAUAAGCAUGUGAAGUAUGUUUGCAAGGACGAAACAUGUCAAAACGAGUCGAAACUGAUCUGUGAGGAAUGCACUCAACACAGAGGUCAUAUCAUGGGGGUAUUACGUGUCUGCUGCCAACCAAAUCCGGGAGAAACUACAAAAAACUGUCGCACUUCUCCAAGAGACCGAGGCGAACAUGUUGCAAAAAAUGAGCAAUGCUCGAAAUUGCAAGAGGAGCUUUGA